Molecule: messenger RNA, 4117 nt
Organism: Trametes versicolor FP-101664 SS1
Lineage: Eukaryota; Fungi; Basidiomycota; Agaricomycetes; Polyporales; Polyporaceae
Product: P-loop containing nucleoside triphosphate hydrolase protein
Exons: 4
Coding region: 62-3943 (1293 amino acids)
Cellular component (GO): intracellular anatomical structure
Molecular function (GO): ATP binding; RNA binding
Source: RefSeq, a predicted model, not a curated record
GCAGUCCGCGUCCCCCAAGCGCACGUCAGACUUCCCCUCCGCCGAGGAACCCCCCGCCAAAAUGCACAAGGUCGACCAAGGCUCAGCAGGUUCGUCCCGCCAGCCCUUCCGUGGAGGAGGCCGCGGUGCCGGCUCUUCGCUCUUGGCCAGAGCGCACAAGAACAACGCCUCCAACGCCAACGCCAGUAGUCGCGGAGGCCGAAGGAAGGGCAAGAACACGCCCAAUCUUCCUCCUCUCUCUGGACCUCUCCACGAUGAAGACUACAUCACGAAGACGUACAGGACGAAACCCCUGAAAAAGAUACACGAGACCAACCCGAAAUCCCCGCUCAACAACUUCAUCAUGAACAACUCCGGAGGCCAGAUGGAGUUCGUGGCCACCCAUGGUGUUGUCGAAGGAGUUGAUCAAGCUGUAUGGAGAUCUACUAUUACCGUCAAGCUCGAUGACGGUGAAAUUGUCGGUACUGGCGACAACUCUAACAGGAAAGUUGCAGAUAACCUUGCAGCUCUCUCCGCCCUGUACCAGCUGGACAGCAUUGGCGUUUUCGAGAAAAAGAAGGAGAAGCAGCCCGAAAAGGCGGGCCCCACCGCUCUCGAAACGACGCUCUCUGACGGUUCUGUCGUCGACUACGAGAAAGCGCGUCAUUUCAUGGACUACUACUGUCGUCGCUUCCGCUUUUCGAAGCCGGACAUCGUAUAUGCGCAGCCUACACGCUCCUACUGGCAGGCUGAUAUGAUUGUAGGCGACCGGCGUAUCGGCUUCGGCAAGGGUGCGUCGAAGAAGGAGUCGAUGAUGAAGUGCUACACCGAUGUCGUCCAGUACCUGGAGAGUUGCGACAAGGACAUCUGGCAGGAGUUCGUGAAGGACGUCAAGGAGGGCAAGGACCUGGGAAUGGCUCCUUCGGUUCUCUUCCAGGCCGAUGAAGUCCUCGAAGACAGGAUUGGCAAUCUCAAGGACGACAUCAAGCGGAGCACGCUCUACAAGAACAGACCCAAUCGCACAAAUCCCGACGACGGAGAGUCGACUCAAGGACAACAGGCGGGUGGCUAUCGGCGACCGCCGCCGUCAGCGAUGUUCCUGGCGGAGAAGUCUCAGACGCUCUCCAACCGUAGGCAGGCGUACUUGACGAACCCUCAGCUGGAGGCUAUCCGGAACACCCGUGCCACUCUGCCUGUCUUCACCAAAUCCGAGGAGCUGCUGAAGCACAUCAACGAAAACGAUGUCACAAUCUGCAUGGCAGCGACCGGUUCCGGCAAGACCACGCAGAUCCCUCAGCUCAUCUUGGACGAAUACAUCGACAGAGGCGAGGGCGCGAAGUGCAACAUCAUAUGUACUCAGCCCCGUCGUAUCGCUGCAAUCAGUGUAGCGGAACGUGUCGCGAAGGAGCGCGGAGAGACUUGCGGACGCGGCUCCGUUGGUUACCAGGUCCGAUUCGAGUCGAAGACUCCCGAACCUAACGGCUGCGUCACCUACUGCACCACCGGUGUCUUCUUGCGCAAGAUGCAGAGCGCGCUGCUCGACUCCUCUUCGCGCAGCAGCAUGGACGACAUCACCCACGUCAUCGUCGAUGAGGUGCACGAGCGCGAUGUCGACAUCGAUCUGAUGCUCGUCGUUUUGAAGCGACUCCUCGCGGAGCGGAGAGCGCAGAAGAAGCCAAUCAAGAUCGUGCUCAUGAGCGCGACCAUUGACUCUACUCUCUUCCGGACGUACUUCCCCGACGAGCACGGCAAGCCCGCCGGCGUCGUCGAGAUCCCCGGACGCGCGUUUCCUGUCCAGAAGAACUUCCUCGAUGACUUCGUGCCGGAGCUGUCGAAGAUCGCUCAGACGUCGUGGGUCUUUAGGGAAGAAUCCGUGCGGAAGUAUUUGACACAGGAGCUCGGCCCCGAUGCCCCCGGAGUCUCGACUCUGGGUUUCAACAAUUCCCGCUCGUCUACCCCGACCAUCAGGGAGCACUCUCGCGACACAGACGAUCUCGACCUGCCCGUGCCCCUCGUUGCCCUCACGAUUGCCCAUGUCCUCAGGAAGUCAGAGGACGGCCACGUGCUGGUGUUCUUGCCCGGCUGGGACGACAUCAGUGCCGUCCGUCGUGUCCUCACCGACAACUCGAAACCACUUGGGUUCGACUUCAACGACACCAGCCGAUUCAGCAUCCAUCUCCUCCACUCCACCAUCCCCGUUGCCGAGCAGCAGGCCAUCUUCGAACCUCCCCCCAAGGGCAUCCGCCGUGUCAUCCUUUCCACGAACAUCGCCGAGACUUCCGUCACUAUUCCUGACGUCGUGUACGUCGUUGACACCGCGCGCGUCAAGGAGCAGCGGUACGACCCCGCGCGCCACAUCUCCAAUCUCGUCUCCGCGUGGGUCGGUUCUUCGAACCUCAAUCAGCGUGCGGGUCGUGCAGGUCGUCACCGUCCUGGAGAGUACUACGGUAUCCUCAGUCACAGGCAUGCAGAGGAGUUGCACCCUCACCAGACGGUCGAGAUGAAGCGUGUUGACCUCGAGAACGUCGUCAUGCACGUCAAGGCGCUCAACUUCCCCGGUAUGACCAUCCAGGGAGUCCUCGCCGCGACCAUCGAGCCCCCCGCACCUGACCGCAUCGAGGCUGCCAUCCAGUCCCUGCACAUGGUCGGUGCACUCGACGACAACAACAACCUCACUUCCCUCGGCAACGUCCUGCUCCAGCUCCCUGUCGACGUCCGCCUCGGACGUCUUGUCCUGUUCGGCGCCUUCUUCCGCUGCCUGGACGCCGCUCUCACUCUCGCGGCGAUCAUGGGCUCGCGCGAGCCGUUCGUUGCGCCGAUGCACGUCAAGGCCGAGGCGCAGGCGCGGAAGAACUUCUGGACCCCCGAGGAGUUCCGCUCGGACACGCUCGCCGCGCUGCGGGCGUACCGCGAGUGGUGGGCGCUGCAGAGCCAGGGGCACUACGUGACCGCGAAUCGGUUCUGCCAGGAUAACUUCCUGUCGAAGCCGACGCUGCUGAACAUCCAGAAGGUCAAGGAUCAUCUGUUGAAGGCGCUGUACGACGUUGGCGUUGUCGAUAUCUCCGCCGGUGGCGCAAACAAGAUGGCGUAUGUUCCGCCUGGGGCGCGUUCGCGCGAGGCGCUGUCCGUGCCUCCCUCGCUCAAUGAGCACAACGAGUCGCUGCCGCUGCUCGCGGCUCUCAUCGCGAUCGCGUGCCAGCCCAAGUUCGCUAUCCGCACGGGAGAGAGGACCUACAGAACUGCGGUCGACAAGACCGUCAUCGUCCACCCUUCGAGCGUCAACCAUCGCAAGAAGCAGAUGAACGACAGGAGCGACCACCCUCACGUCGAGAAGCAGAUCGUUGCCUUCAUGGAGAAGCGCCAGAACAUCUCGAAUGGUCAAAACGCGGACAAGUACUUGGUCGCCACGACCCGUCUGGACCCGCUGACCUACGUCCUCUUUGGUGCAUACCGCAUCUCGGUGGGCGCCCGUGGGCUAGAGUGCGACAGCUGGCUGCCGGUCAUCGGGCGCAUGGACGUGCUGGACGACCUGGAGCGGCUGAAGGUGAUGAUGGAGGACUGCAUGCUGCGUGUCUUCCAGGGGAUCAUCGCGAGCCGGCAGCGCAAGGCGCAGCAGUUCCGGAAGCCGCUCACGUACGACGGCGGGCGCGAGGACGAGUCGGGCGACGAGGAGGACGCGGACCUGACGCGCGUGCCGCUGUCGGACACGGAGAUGAAGGAGCUCGACCUGAUGACGAUGGACGUCGUGCGCAUCCUGAACCACUACAGCACGUUCCGCGUCGCGAUGGCGUCGCAGAACAACUCGCGGCCGGGCACGCCGAUGGACUCGCCGUCACUCGCGUCCGUGCGGCUCCCGCCGUACGGCGGCUCGCGCUCGGGCUACUCGACGCCGUACGGGAUGAACUCGACGUACUCGUCGCGGCCGGGCACGCCCAGCCGGCUGUCGAGGCAGGGGUGGGAUUAGGUGGUGGGAUUAGAUGGGGUUUCGAAGUGUGGGCGCAUUGAGCCGCCGCUAGAAAGUGUCUUGUCAGUGUAACGAACUAUAAUCUCUACUCGCAGCCACAAAUUGUGUAAUGGAAUUCGCCUCUCCCUCUCACAGCGACUCGAGUCGAGUCCCUCUAGUGAGAGCUGAGCGAAA